This is a messenger RNA of Macrosteles quadrilineatus (aster leafhopper), 391 nucleotides long. RefSeq names its product ctenidin-1-like. Bases 29 to 259 code for a protein of 76 amino acids. The record is from RefSeq and is a predicted model, not a curated record. Lineage: Eukaryota; Metazoa; Arthropoda; Insecta; Hemiptera; Cicadellidae. The transcript is spliced from 3 exons.
CUGCACCGACCAUCAUCAGGCCACAGACAUGAUCAAGGCAACACAGGUAUUGCUGCUUCUGGCUAUGGUAGUCUGCCUGACCACUGCACUACCCGCCCCAGGACAUUACGGUGGGGGUGGCUACGGUGGGGGCGGCUACGGUGGAGGCGGUCAUGGCCACGGACACGCCACAUCGUACCACAACUACAACCUGCACAGCUACCAUCCUGUCAAGGUGCAUGUAGGAGGUCACGGUCAUGACGGUGGUGGUCAUUACUGAUCUUCUCACAUCUUUGACAUCAUACAUCAACCAUCAACAAUCGACCGUUAAUCAUCCUCGACAUCCUUACAGAAAUAUCGGCCUCUGUCUCCUCUUAAUAUAUUACUGUUUUAUUAAAGCUUUUUGUUACAA